UGCUGAGCGGAGGCAUGUUAGUUUGUGAUACGGCUUUAGCUAUGUACAAAUUGGCCUAAUUUUGCACGAGAAAUGGGAAGGAUAUUUGAUUAAUACACUGAAAUUAGAGGGAUUUUUAGCAUCAUGACCUCAGAAGUGGAAGAACAUGUCAUGGCCAAAUAUGAAAUCAAGAAGCGCCUUGGAAAAGGAGCAUAUGGCAUUGUAUGGAAGGCCAUCGAUAGGAGAACGAGGGAAGUUGUUGCAUUAAAAAAGAUUUUUGAUGCCUUCAGAAAUCAGACAGAUGCACAGAGGACAUUUCGAGAAAUCAUGUUCUUACAAGAAUUCAGUGACCAUAAGAAUAUAGUCAAGUUACUGAAUGUGAUGAGAGCAGAGAACGAUAAAGACAUCUACCUCGUAUUUGAGUACAUGGACACCGAUCUCCAUGCAGUAAUCAAGAAAGGAGGAAUCUUAAAGGACAUUCACAAACGUUAUAUCAUGUAUCAGCUUAUUAAUGCUACCAUGUAUAUGCAUUCUGGAAAUGUCAUACACAGAGAUCAAAAGCCAUCAAACAUCCUGCUAGACACAGAGUGCUUUGUGAAGGUAGCAGACUUUGGUCUCGCCCGUUCAAUAACCCAAAUAGACGCUGUCCUGAGCGAAGACAAUCCUGCCCUUACAGAGUAUGUGGCAACAAGAUGGUACAGAGCACCAGAGAUCCUUCUAGCUUCGAAAAGAUAUACCAAGGGAGUAGACAUGUGGAGUGUAGGCUGCAUCAUUGGAGAGCUUCUUAAAGGGAAGCCCAUGUUUCCUGGUUCAUCUACAUUCAACCAGCUGGAGAGAAUCAUGGCCAUCAUUGACCCGCCCACCAAGAAAGACAUCGAGGCUAUCCAAUCAGACUAUGGAGCUACGUUUGUAGAUAUGUCAAAACUCAGGCAUAGACAAUCAAUUGAGGAAGUACUACCGGGUGCCCCGGCCGAUGCAAUAGAUUUGGUCAGAAAACUGUUACAUUUCAACCCAGACAAGAGACUCACUGCCAAACAAGCUCUUUCACAUCCAUAUGUAGCAAGAUUUCGAAACAAACCUGGAGAGAUAUUUCUAGACUAUGAUGUAGUCCCACCCUUAGAUGAUGAUGUGCAGCUCUCCGUUAACGAAUACAGGUCAAAGCUAUACGAGAUGAUGAAAGAGAAGAAAGCCCGACACCGUCAGCAGCUGAGGGAAGCCCAGCAAGCCCAGAGGAGGGGGAGCCAAUCCUCAACCCCACCCUCAGAGCAGGGUAGUCCUAUGGUCAAUGGCUCUACAGCCUCGGCCCGGUCUAACCAGGCUGCAAGCAGCAGAGGUACCAGUCGACAGAGACCCGCUGCUGCUGUCGGACCUGGAGGAGCAGCAGCAGCACCUCAAGCACCAACGUCAACAACAUACACAAAUUACGCAGCCGAGGCAAGGAAACAUAGACCCCCCUUGAGCUCUGCCUCUGGGAACGGACACACCCCCAACAAGCGCCUACACCAUACCUCCAGUGCCCCCGUGUUGCACGCAGGUGUAGCCUUUGGGAGGUCAACAGCAGACCCACCUCCUGUGGCCAUGCAGAGGAAAAACUCAGUCAGACAAAACUUACAGAGACAAAAUAGUGUAGAGAACAUUGCUGCAGGUCAGUACAAUGGCAAUGAGAACCAGUACCAGUCAUCAGGCAUUGGUCAGCAACGUCCAUCAUCUGGUCAUCACCAGCGCACCAGGUCAUUCUCAGCUGGCAUACGCAAUAGCACCAUCACUAGGGAUACCAAGGGUCAGCAUGGAGGGAGUCUAGCCGUGUCCAGCUCAAGACUAGUCCCAGCACAGAGGCCCAUCUCAGCCCAAGAGAGCCGACAUGCUCAACCAGCAGGUCGUAAACAGUUUGGGUCAAAGACCAGCGGUUCCUCAGGAGCACCACGGUCCACGUUUGGCAGCUACAGCCAAGCCCAUGGUACGAUAUCAGCAAGUAGUUUGGCUAAGCUGCAGGGAAGGUAGUCUUCAGUAGACCGCACCCAGUUCAGUAGCACGAUGAGAGCAAGCGGUCUGGCUAGGCUACAUCAAGCAGUCCUUGAUUGUCUACACCCAAUCCUAGAGUAUGAUCAACCAGGGACCCGUUUCACAAAGCCUUUGUCAAUGACAAAUGACAAAAAUCAGUGACAAAUCUGCUGAUAACCAAUCAGAAGCAAGGAUUUCAGUAGCUUAUAACAAAAACUGUCAUUUGUCACUGAUGACAAUUUUUGUGAAAUAUAAAGGGAUCCUUUAUAUUUGUUUUUAUUUCUUUUUGCCUUUUGGACACUGUCAUAGUAUACAAACAUUGACUGUUCAGAGUUUAAGCUAUUGCCAAAGUUGAUUGUAAAAAUUGACUGUGCCAUGUGAUGAGUCAAGGGGCAGAGUAAAGGGUCAGGUGCGAUUUGAUGCCCACACUUUUGACCAAUCAGAGGCCUAGAUUCUUGAUACGUGGUACAAUACAUGAUGAACGUGACAGAAACUUUAAUAUCUUUCCAUUUUAUCCCAUGUUUCCUGGUAAUGACAAUUUAGCUCACUGAUAGAUACAGGUCAUUAUUCAUUUACUGAAUUCUGAAAUGGCUGAAUGGGCUCGUCUUGCUCAAAAUAUAUCUCUGUCUCAAAAUCAGUCAGAUUUGACCUUAAGUUAUUGUUUACAAAGAUGAACUAUAGAAGUUUUAGCUGUUUAAAUACACAUCAUAAACAUGUAUUAGAUACUUUCCAAGUAUGGACAUAGUAGGAGAGUGUAAUUAAGAUAACAGUAACUAUUGUGAAGAAGUUUGAAACAUAUGUUGUCAAAGUCUUUCGUAAGCUAAAGUUCCAUUUCUUUUGUCUUCAUUUUGAAAAGUGACAUUCCAACUUGAAAGCCAUAGACCGAAGUAUUUAUUUACCAUUCUCAAAUCUACGAAUUGAAUGUGGACAAUACUAUUGAAGGAAAGGCAAGCUGUAAGCCAUCGACCAAAGUAUUUAUUUACCAUUCUCAAAUCUACGAAUUGAAUGCUGACAAUACUAUUGAAGGAAAGGAAAGUUGUAAGCCAUUGACCAAAGUAUUUAUUUACCAUUCUCAAAUCUACGAAUUGAAUGCUGACAAUACUAUUGAAGGAAAGGCAAGUUGUAAGCCAUCGACCAAAGUAUUUAUUUACCAUUCUCAAAUCUACGAAUUGAAUGUGGACAAUACUAUUGAAGGAAAGGCAAGUUGUAAGCCAUCGACCAAAGUAUUUAUUUACCAUUCUCAAAUCUACAAAUUGAAUGUUGACAAUACUAUUGAAGGAAAGGCAAGUUGAAUGAUUGAUUGAUUGAUAUUACCGGUAUCACUAGAAAACCAGAGUUAGCUUACAUUAGAAAACUCUGUAACGUAUCUUGCAAGGUCUCCUCCCAUUUGACACAUACUAACAAUAAUCUAUAUUUUCCCUUAAGAAAUUUUGUCAAUCACACAUUCACCCUAAAUGUAGUUAUUGCAAAUAUCAUUGUUUUUUAUACAACCCCUGUAUGAAACAAAUCUAUUUCAUUAUUAAUACUAAACUAAGAAAAUAACAGUUUAUGAAAUUGUCUGUACACAGCCAAUUGGAGAGGAGCUUGCAUGAUACGUCACAGUGUUGCUAAUUUGUGUUUUACUGAUA
Molecule: messenger RNA, 3608 nt
Organism: Strongylocentrotus purpuratus (purple sea urchin)
Lineage: Eukaryota; Metazoa; Echinodermata; Echinoidea; Camarodonta; Strongylocentrotidae
Product: extracellular signal-regulated kinase 2
Exons: 14
Coding region: 124-1980 (618 amino acids)
Biological process (GO): intracellular signal transduction; protein phosphorylation
Cellular component (GO): nucleus; cytoplasm
Molecular function (GO): MAP kinase activity; ATP binding
Source: RefSeq, a predicted model, not a curated record